Torulaspora delbrueckii is the source of this 1632-nucleotide messenger RNA. RefSeq names its product bifunctional fructose-2,6-bisphosphate 2-phosphatase/6-phosphofructo-2-kinase. Gene Ontology annotation, molecular function: ATP binding; 6-phosphofructo-2-kinase activity; fructose-2,6-bisphosphate 2-phosphatase activity. The record is from RefSeq and is a predicted model, not a curated record. The transcript has a single exon. Bases 1 to 1632 code for a protein of 543 amino acids. Lineage: Eukaryota; Fungi; Ascomycota; Saccharomycetes; Saccharomycetales; Saccharomycetaceae. Gene Ontology annotation, cellular component: cytosol. Gene Ontology annotation, biological process: fructose 2,6-bisphosphate metabolic process; fructose metabolic process.
AUGGCUGCGGUUUUGUCUGACGAGGAGGAACUAAUCAAUGGGUUAGGUAGUGAAAUGUUAAUGCCACCUACCGGUAAUCAUAUGGCAAGAACCGGUAAAAGGUGGUCUGGGAGUGGAAGUGGUCGUGUGAAUGAUUUGAAGCGUCCGACAUCGGAUGGUGUGCAUUUAAGUGUGGAAGCUGAGGAUUACAUAUCUCCGGGGCAACUUUAUUCUACUGAAUCUGGUAGACUGUUUCAUGCUGGUCGUAUACUAAUCGUAUUAGUAGGUCUUCCGGCAACCUCUAAGACUUUGCUGUCGGUUGCUAUUACUAGAUACACCAGGUGGCUAGGAGUCAGGACCAAAUCCUUCCAUGUUUCGGAGUACAGGAGGAAGCAAGGUUUAGAGGUACCUGAUGACUAUUUUUCUGCUCUUCCUGCGACUAAGGAAGGUAUGGAGAGCAGAAAGAAGAUCUUUAGUACUGUCUUUGAUGAGAUGUUGAGUAUUUUUCUAGAAACUAAGGGACAAUUGGCAGUAUAUGACGCAUUGAACAUUCGCCGCGAUGAGAGGAAAGAUUUAGAGGCUAAGUUUCGUGCUCUGAAUAUCAAAGUGUUGUUCAUUGAAUCGGUGAUGACGGAUAAUGAUUUGGUAGCUCGAAACAUCGGUAUGGCCGCACAAUCUGCCGAUUAUAAGGGAUUGACGAAGGAAAAGGCUAGGUCGGCUUUCAUGAGGCGGUUGCUCGUGAACAAACCACUAUAUGAAGAGAUAUCACCAGAAGAGAACUUGAGUUAUGUGAAAUAUAUCAAUUUCGGCGAAAGGCUAAUCGUCAACAACAACCGGUACGGGUACCUAAUCAAUAAGAUUGUCUUCUUCUUAAUGAAUCUUCGCGAUAAGAAAGGUUGUGUCUAUUUCGCACGUUGUGGUACCAGUGAUAACGACAAGUAUAUUGAUGAUGAAGUCUUAAACAGCGAUGGACUGCGAUACUCCGAGAUUUUAGCAGAUUUGGUGCUCGACCGUAUAAAUAGCAGAAGGCUGUCUCGCCAUGGAACACCCAAUUCAUCAGCCAACGGGUCUACUCCCGUACCGGAUGAAAUGGGGAAGAAGGAAAGCUCUUUGAUACCUACUAUGGCUACAUUACACAGAACAGCGUCAAGGGGUAAUCACAAGAUGAGACAGGUCGCUGAUUGGGAUGGUGCCGAUGAGGACUCGUUUGUCGUUUGGACAGCUCCAAGAAAGAGAACUUAUGAUACUGCCAAAUUUUUCAUGGAUAAAGGUGUGGUAAUCCGUCAAAGGUUCCAACUGCAACAGCUACAUCCUGGUCUUGUAGCCGAUCUCACCGAGGAACAGAUCAAGGAAAAAUACCCUGAAGAGUACGGCGAAUAUUUGAAGGACAAGUAUCACUACCGCUUCCCAAGAGCUGAGUCAUACCACGACUUGGCCGUAAGAAUGGAACCACUUCUCCUUGAAAUGGAGAGAAUGCAGGGAGAUAUUCUGAUAAUUGGACAUGAAUCGACCUUGAAAGUGCUAUAUGGGUAUCUUAUGGCCUGCACAUGUGAAGAACUACCAAGCUUGAGCUUUCCCCGCGAUGAGCUGAUCGAAAUUUCGUUUAGCCCUUUCCAAAACAAAGCAGAAAGAAUUCCUAUUCCCCAAGAUUGA